CCAGAGACAGACUGUUGGGAGACAGAAGCUCAGGGCCAACAGCCCUCAUUUUCAGAACACUGGCAGUACUCACCAACGGAUAAACUAAACAAAGUUCAGAGACGCAGCAAAACAGAAGUCAGUUCAAUCAUGUUGGAUCGUGUAGGAGAGCCCUUGGUGAACUCCAACUAACCCAGAGUCAAGGGAGACGGAGAGGAAGAUUAAUGGCGUGCCUAGGUUAUGGUGUGUGCUUUCCAACAUCGGGUCUGACCUGAUAGGCUUCUUUCUAAAUCUGUCAGCGUGACAGGUCUGCACACGUCCCACUGAGAAAAAUAAAGGCCUUGUUGUCGACACGGUGCUGGGCGGACUCGUGUUACCUGUUCAUAACUACAUGUGCUGGCUUCAGAUCCGUGCUGGUUUUCUCGCUGUGCCGUGCGUGUUUCACUAACCCUCCCAGCCCAAUGGAUCCAUAGCACACCCAUACUCUGACGCCAAGCUGCCAAUGGGUGUCAAUGUGUGUGCAAACUCCAGUACUUCAGUGGUUGACCUUUUUCCGUUCCCAUCUCUCUCCCUCUCCAUAGCUUCCUGUGGGACGAGUAUGCGGUGGAGGUGCGGAUCAACGACUACCUGGACAUCAUCUGCCCGCACUACGCCCGCGGCGAGGUGCCUUCCCAGGAGGCCGAGCGCUACGUGCUCUACAUGGUGGAGAAGGAGGACUACGAGGUGUGCAAGCCGCACUCCUUCGACCAGCUGCGCUGGGAGUGCUCGCGGCCGUUCGCACAGCACGCGCCUGAGAGGUUCUCAGAGAAGUUCCAGCGCUUCACUCCUUUCACCCUGGGCAAGGAGUUCCGCCAGGGAGAGAGCUACUACUAUAUCUCCAAACCCCUGCACCACCACGGUGAGGAGUGCCUCCGACUUAAGGUGGAAGUCACAGGGCCCAAAGGCCCAGCAAAGGCCAAGGCAGACAAGGCCAAGGCGGAGGAGGUGGAGAAAGCCGGCUUCGUCGGAGGAAAAGUCAAGUUCUCCGAGGCCGGAGGAGUGCACAACCCUAACAAUCUCCCAGCAGACGACCCGGCUGCCAUGGAGCCAAAUGUCCAGAGGAGCGUUGGCAGUGCUGGUGUACAGCAUGGCUCCUACUCCCUUGUCUUCACAAUCGUCCCCGUUUUAUUAGCGCUGGUGCUCCACUGAGGCGGCCUAGGUGCAGCUGGAACAGAGACAAUGCUCACCUCGUCAAUGCUGGUCAUUGACACAACAGACAUUCAACAGAGUUUUUUACAGAGAUUUUUUUAUACAAGCACAAACAAAGCUGCAGGUGUCUGGUUGUGUGUGUUGGCGUUAUGAGUGUGUCUGCGUGAUUAUGUGGUUGUGUGUGAAUGCAGAAUACCCCGGGGAUGUUGACCAUCCCAGGAAGAGGACCUUGAAGAUGUAUUUUUGGUGCUUUUUUUAUGCCAAUGGUUUUGUUCUUCUUUUUCGUCAUGUAAAUCUGUCUAGUAUUUGAUUCUGUAUUCAUCAACAAAGGGUUCAAACGUGUGUAAGGAAAAUGAUGAAUAGAAGUUUGAACUUUGUGUCUCAUUACAAAAAUACAGUACACGUGUUAUAUUCUAGUCAUUAUGCUUCCGACAAUUACAUAUACUGGAAAUAGCAUGUAUCAGUGGUAUACUUUGUUUAAAGAUGUUGUCAUGUUGUUCGGUGACUUAAAGCUUUUAAUGUGACUCCAGUAAAUACAACAUAUUGUCAUACAAAUUCAAUGAGGAACAUCUUCACAUUUAAUCCAAAAUCUCCAUCCACUGUUUUAUUAAUGGCCGUAGGUGGAACAUAUAUCCAAUGAGCACUUUGUGAUUGGCGUUAUGACAGUAAUUUUCUGGGUAUGAAACUCAUGUGUAGAGUUUUCUCAGAGCUCUAAAGUGGCUUUCAUCAAACAAAACAACAGCAGGCAUCUUUCUUCACAUCAACUUCUCUGUCUGGUAGCCUGUUGUUGUUUUAUUUCCGUUCCUAUCGCCAUUCAGUCAUUAUCUGAUUGUUGGCAACAGCCUGGUACUCGGUGUCCAAAAGAUGUGCCAUGUGUCAUUGUCAUGACACAUACUUAAAAUGAAGAUAAUUUAAUCACAUAAAUUAGGUUAUUCAGAUGAUUUGAUGAGAGUCAAAGAAACACUUUUUUUUUUUCCUGUUAAAAACACUGAUGUUGUUUUGUAAAUGUUUGUAUAUUUGAACAUAGAGUAAAUUAUAUGAAAAGUUUGAAAUGUGAAAAAAAUUAAAAGAAUGUUAUAAAAUUAA
Gadus macrocephalus (Pacific cod) is the source of this 2253-nucleotide messenger RNA. RefSeq names its product ephrin-A1b (gene efna1b). Bases 679 to 1167 code for a protein of 162 amino acids. The record is from RefSeq and is a predicted model, not a curated record. Gene Ontology annotation, cellular component: plasma membrane. Gene Ontology annotation, molecular function: ephrin receptor binding. The transcript has 3 exons. NCBI's taxonomy places the organism in Eukaryota, Metazoa, Chordata, Actinopteri, Gadiformes, Gadidae. Gene Ontology annotation, biological process: axon guidance; ephrin receptor signaling pathway.